Molecule: messenger RNA, 3270 nt
Organism: Helianthus annuus (common sunflower)
Lineage: Eukaryota; Viridiplantae; Streptophyta; Magnoliopsida; Asterales; Asteraceae
Product: chaperone protein ClpB3, chloroplastic
Exons: 9
Coding region: 147-3077 (976 amino acids)
Biological process (GO): cellular response to heat; protein refolding
Cellular component (GO): cytoplasm
Molecular function (GO): ATP binding; ATP hydrolysis activity
Source: RefSeq, a predicted model, not a curated record
ACCAUGCGUAACAGCCUCCUUUUUAAAACUACUCCCGUAUCAUAUAUUUGGGCCUUUCUCCAUCAUCCCUGCUAGAACCCUAUCUAUCUUCCCCAUAUCAAGAAACUUAAUUACAGUUCACUGAACUCCAACUUCUUCCGGUAUUCAUGGAGACCACGGCGUCCUUCUCCGGCGUCCACAUCCACCUUCCCUCAUCCACCCGCAUCGAUAGAGCUUCAUCAUUUGCUAAACCAUCUGUCUCCUUCACUUCCUUUUCUAAACCUACACGAACUACCCUACGCUCGUCCAAACUGACCACCUGGAGUAAUAAUGUGUUGUUGCGCACUCGAACCGCUGAUAGGUUUGGUGGAACCACCUCUCCUUCAUUUGUUGUUCGUUGUGAUUCCUCUUCCAAUGGAAGGAUUAGUCAGCAAGAGUUCACAGAGAUGGCAUGGCAAGCAAUAGUGUCUUCACCCGAAAUUGCAAAGGAGAACAAGCAUCAGAUUGUGGAGACUGAGCAUUUGAUGAAAGCGUUGCUGGAACAGAAAAACGGGCUUGCUCGCCGGAUAUUCUCCAAGGCUGGUGUGGAUAAUACCCGCCUUCUAGAAGCCACCGAUAAAUACAUUCAACGCCAAGGAAAGGUUAGCGGUGAGUCAGCUGGAUCGAUGUUAGGACGAGAUUUGGAAAGCUUGAUGCAGAGAGCUAGGGAUUACAAGAAAGAGUAUGGUGAUUCGUUCGUGUCCGUUGAGCAUUUGGUGCUUGGUUUCGUGCAAGAUAACCGAUUUGGGAAACACUUGUUAAAGGAUUUCAAAAUUUCAUUGAAAACCUUAAAGAACGCAAUUGAAUCCAUUAGAGGAAAGCAAACGGUAAUAGACCAAGAUCCCGAGGGGAAGUAUGAAUCGUUAGAGAAAUACGGUAAAGAUUUGACCGCGAUGGCUAGGGAAGGGAAGCUUGACCCCGUCAUCGGGCGAGAUGAUGAAAUACGACGGUGCAUCCAGAUUCUCUCAAGGAGAACGAAGAACAACCCUGUGCUCAUCGGUGAACCAGGUGUCGGAAAGACUGCAAUUUCUGAAGGGCUUGCUCAGAGAAUAGUGCAAGGUGAUGUGCCUCAAGCUCUAAUGAACCGAAAGCUGAUAUCACUUGACAUGGGUGCCCUUAUUGCUGGAGCUAAAUAUCGUGGAGAAUUCGAAGAUCGACUCAAGGCAGUAUUAAAGGAGGUUACGGAAUCAGAUGGGCAGAUAAUACUUUUCAUUGAUGAAAUCCAUACUGUGGUUGGGGCAGGGGCCACCAAUGGCGCAAUGGACGCUGGGAAUCUCUUGAAACCGAUGCUUGGUCGUGGAGAAUUGCGAUGCAUCGGUGCAACAACGUUGGACGAGUAUCGUAAAUACAUCGAGAAAGAUCCUGCUUUGGAACGCCGUUUUCAACAGGUUUAUGUUGACCAACCGACAGUUGAAGAUACAGUUUCCAUACUUCGUGGAUUGCGCGAAAGAUAUGAAUUGCAUCAUGGUGUACGUAUUUCAGAUAGUGCACUUGUUGAAGCUGCAGUUCUCUCAGAUCGCUACAUAAGCGGACGCUUUUUACCAGAUAAAGCCAUUGAUCUGGUAGAUGAAGCGGCUGCUAAACUGAAAAUGGAGAUCACUUCAAAACCGACUGCACUUGAUGAGAUUAAUCGUGCGGUACUGAAACUGGAGAUGGAGAGACUAUCACUUACUAGCGAUACCGAUAAAGCUUCAAAGGAUAGGUUGAAUCGGCUGGAAGCUGAGCUGGCACUGUUGAAGGAGAGACAAGCCGAGUUAAAUCAACAAUGGGAGCAUGAAAAGAGUGUUAUGACAAAUCUGCAAUCUAUUAAAGAAGAAAUUGAUCGGGUUAAUCUGGAGAUACAACAAGCAGAGCGUGAGUAUGAUCUGAACCGUGCGGCUGAGCUGAAAUACGGGACUCUAAAUUCUUUGUUACGUCAACUUGAAACUGCUGAAAAGGAUUUGGUCGAGUAUAUGAGCUCGGGGAAGUCGAUGCUUCGUGAAGAAGUGACAGGCGAUGACAUCGCGGAGAUCGUGAGCAAAUGGACUGGAAUUCCGCUUUCAAAAUUGAAACAAUCCGAGAGGGAGAAACUGUUAUUUUUGGAGCAAGAGUUGCAUAAACGGGUGGUGGGUCAGGAUCCUGCGGUGACAGCUGUAGCUGAAGCGAUCCAACGGUCCAGAGCUGGCUUAUCUGAUCCUCACCGUCCAAUAGCUAGUUUCAUGUUCAUGGGACCCACAGGAGUCGGGAAAACCGAGCUAGCAAAAGCACUUGCGUCGUACUUGUUCAACACCGAGGAUGCUCUUGUAAGAAUUGACAUGAGUGAAUACAUGGAAAAGCACGCUGUUUCUAGAUUGAUAGGGGCCCCACCUGGAUAUGUCGGGUAUGAGGAAGGAGGGCAGUUGACUGAGACCGUACGCAGGAGACCAUAUGCGGUUAUCUUGUUUGAUGAAAUCGAAAAGGCUCAUGCUGACGUGUUCAAUGUGUUCCUUCAGAUUUUGGAUGAUGGUAGGGUGACCGACUCACAAGGUCGCACAGUCAGCUUCACCAACACCGUUAUCAUUAUGACUUCAAACGUAGGUUCACAGUACAUACUAGACACUGAUUACGACUCCAUGCCAAAAGAACGUGCUUACGAGACCAUAAAACAUAGAGUAAUGGAUGCAGCAAGGUCAAUCUUUCGACCCGAGUUUAUGAACCGGGUCGACGAGUACAUAGUAUUCCAGCCUCUUGACCGCUCACAAAUCAACAGCAUCGUCCAAUUACAGUUGGAACGGGUACAGAAGAGGAUAGCGGACCGGAAGCUUAAGAUUGUGGUAAGUGAAGCUGCGGUUGAUCAUCUAGGGAAUCUCGGGUAUGAUCCAAACUACGGUGCUAGACCUGUGAAACGGGUGAUUCAGCAAUACGUUGAAAACGAGCUUGCAAAGGGUAUUUUGAGAGGAGACUUUAAAGAUGAAGACACUAUUUCCGUAGACACAGAAGUCACGGCUUUUUCCAAUGGUCAACUUCCUCAACAAAAGCUAGUCUUCAAACGAGUUGGUGACGCAUCCAAGGGUCAAGAAGCCCUUUCGCAAACUUUCUAGACUAUGAACCCAACCCACAUGUAGAUGAUGCAUAGAACUAUAAUUUGCACCGUUAGCAACAUAGCAUGUUCCUAUGAUGCGGUGAGUCUUUUUGCCACUUUUGGAAAUCAAAUAUAUUUUUUAUUAUUGACAUUUACCAUCGUUUAUCUAUCGUUACAAAUUAUCAACAAAUAAAGUUUUAAGUUGAUGUUGA